AUGGACUCCGAGCUCCGCCAAAGAGCGAAGCCCGCGACCGACCCUGUCCCGGCCCCGAAUCUGACCGCCGGCGUUACUGGUGGUGUGCCUGCCAUUGCCGAGCAUCCUUCCGGUAAAGAAGGACACGGCAAAGCAGUGCAGAUAUUGCGCGGCGCUUUGUUUGCUGUCUUUUUCUUUGCGACAGUGAUUGCGAUCCACCUCACGCAAUGGGUCGGCGCGCCUCUCUAUUGGAUCAACCGUGAUUUGUUCUACAGCUAUAUGGCGUACACUAAACAGCUAUUUGGCAUCACCAUUGCAACGAUGACCUACUGGUGGGGCCCGACAACCAUCCGCAUCAGCGGCGACAAGUCGGUAGCCGGCCAGAUCCGGAAAACCAAGGACGGCCGUGUAGAGUUCGACUUCCCCAACCGCAUGGUCAUGAUUGCCAACCACCAGAUCUACACCGACUGGAUCUAUCUGUGGUGGGUAGGAUACGCCAACAAACGCCGCAUGGACGGUUUCAUCUACAUCAUCCUCAAGGAGUCGCUCAAGUAUAUCCCCAUCCUCGGCGCCGGAAUGCAGUUCUUCGGAUUCAUCUUUAUGUCGCGCAAAAUGUCCGUCGAUCGGCCGCGCAUGGCCCACCGUCUGGAGAAGCUUCGUGCACCGCACACGGACGCCGACGGGAAGACAUAUCUUGACCCUAUGUGGCUGUUGUUGUUCCCUGAGGGCACCAACGCGUCGGCUAAUGGCCGCCGGAAAUCUGCCGCGUGGGCACAAAAGAUGAACUACAAGGACCCAGAGCAUAUCUUGCUGCCACGCAGCACGGGCAUGUACUUUUGUCUUACGGAGCUCAAAGGCUCUGUCGAAUAUGUCUACGACUGUACCGUUGCCUACGAGGGAAUUCCCCGUGGCAAGUACGGCGAGGACUACUUUUCGCUCUCGAGCACGUACUUCGAGGGCCAGCCUCCGAAAUCGGUCAACUUCCACUGGCGCCGGUUCCGUGUCGAUGACAUUCCCCUUGAGACGGCCGAAGCAUUUGAUCAGUGGUUGCGCGACCGAUGGUACGAGAAGGAUGCCAUCAUGGAGCAGUACAUGUCAACCGGCCGCCUACCUGCCUCAUCUGCCAAGGUCGAAGACGGCGAACGGCCUGAAUACGUUGAGACCGAGGUACGAACGCAGUACCUAGGAGAGAUCCUUCAGGUAUUCUCCGUUGUCGGCACUGUCUGGCUCCUGUGCCGCAUCGCUGUCCGGUUCUUUGAAAGAUUCUGA
Sporothrix brasiliensis 5110 is the source of this 1248-nucleotide messenger RNA. RefSeq lists its product as uncharacterized. The record is from RefSeq and is a predicted model, not a curated record. Gene Ontology annotation, cellular component: endomembrane system. The transcript has 3 exons. Gene Ontology annotation, molecular function: acyltransferase activity. Lineage: Eukaryota; Fungi; Ascomycota; Sordariomycetes; Ophiostomatales; Ophiostomataceae. The coding region runs from base 1 to 1248 and encodes 415 amino acids.